AUGGCUUCAGAUAAUGGGAGGAGAAAAGAUCCGGGAUGGAAAUAUAAUUAUUUAGCUAAUGUUGAAGAUAAAAAUGCAGUGACUUGCCUCUUUUGUAAUAAAGUCACAAAGGGAGGGAUACAUAGAGCAAAACAACAUCAAGUAGGGAAUUUUAAAAACAGUACAAAAUGUUUAAAAUGUCCUGAUCAUGUUAGAGAAGAGCUUGCACAGUAUAUGGCAGAGAAGAAGAGUGACAAGGAGAACUAUGACAAGAUGCCUGAUUUUGAUGAUAUAGAUAAUAUGAUUGAAAUUGAGGAUGUAGAUGAUGAUGAGGGUAAGAUGAAGCAAACUAACAUCAAUGAUAAACUUGAUAAAGAGAAAAGAGCACAAGCUUGUCAGUAUAUUGGCCGGCUAUUUUAUCUAGCCGGUAUACCAUUCAAUGUUGCUCGCUUAGAUGAAUUUAAAUGGGCAAUUGAAGCUAUUGGGCAGUAUGGUCCAAAUAUGAAGCCUCCUAAUUACCAUGAGUUAAGAGUUCCAAUUCUCAAAAAGGAGGUGGCUUACACAAAUGAGUUAUUGAGUAAUCACAAGCAAGAUUGGAAGAAAUAUGGUUGUUCUAUUAUGUCUGAUGGGUGGACUAGUAGAACCAAUAAGACCUUGAUUAACUUUUUGGUGAAUUGCCCAUCUGGAACCAUGUUUGUGAAGUCAAUUGAUGCAUCAUCUUUUAUGAAAACUGGGGAAAAAACUUUUGAAUUACUUGAUACAUUUGUAGAACAAAUUGGGGAGGCUAAUGUAGUCCAAGUAGUAUCGGAUAAUGGAUCUAAUUAUGUGUUGGCUGGGAAGUUGUUGGAAGCAAAAAGGCCAAAUUUGUAUUGGACUCCAUGUGCUGCACACUGCAUUGACCUUAUAUUAGAGUAG
Quercus robur (English oak) is the source of this 894-nucleotide messenger RNA. RefSeq lists its product as uncharacterized. The transcript has 2 exons. The record is from RefSeq and is a predicted model, not a curated record. NCBI's taxonomy places the organism in Eukaryota, Viridiplantae, Streptophyta, Magnoliopsida, Fagales, Fagaceae. The coding region runs from base 1 to 894 and encodes 297 amino acids.